This is a messenger RNA of Necator americanus (New World hookworm), 555 nucleotides long. RefSeq lists its product as uncharacterized. The coding region runs from base 1 to 555 and encodes 184 amino acids. Lineage: Eukaryota; Metazoa; Nematoda; Chromadorea; Rhabditida; Ancylostomatidae. The record is from RefSeq and is a predicted model, not a curated record. The transcript has a single exon.
AUGGGCAAGCAACGCAAAGGCGGCCUUCCAUACUUGAAGACAUCGUUAAAGUUCAACUGGGAUUCUGGACGAGGAGUUUCGGCCGCUGAGCAGCAGAAGUUGAUUUCUGAUAUUUUCGACGAUCUACAGGAAAAUGGAUGUCGCUGCGAUACUGAGCCUUCCUGUGGCGAUCAGAUGUCUACUUUUAUCAAUGACCAUGCAGGAUUUGGACUUCAAGCUUGUCUCGAUCUUGUCAAGGUGGAGCCUACUGCUGUCGUACUGCUGGACUCAGGUUGUCCUCGUCCCAGCGCAGUAGCAAAUACACUCGGGCUCUAUUUCAACAACUAUUCUAGAUCAGUCCUGACUUAUUGCCUGCCAGGAAUCGAAGAGAUGAUCUGGAAUCGACUUAACAGAAAGUCCAAUUCAGUUGUGUUGAGGAAAUGUCCAGGAGAGCUGAGAACCUGUUUAGAAUCAACUUUUACUACAGUGUGUGUACAGGCCGGAAGAUUCGGUGGUGGUUAUAGCCCCGUUUCAUUGAUUAAUUCUCAAGGAAAAGCGACGAAAGCAAGACAAUGA